Molecule: messenger RNA, 1273 nt
Organism: Camelina sativa (false flax)
Lineage: Eukaryota; Viridiplantae; Streptophyta; Magnoliopsida; Brassicales; Brassicaceae
Product: ethylene-responsive transcription factor ERF114-like
Biological process (GO): ethylene-activated signaling pathway; regulation of DNA-templated transcription
Molecular function (GO): DNA-binding transcription factor activity; DNA binding
Source: RefSeq, a predicted model, not a curated record
AUGUUCACACGUAGAACACUUCCUCUAUAUAUAAAAAAGCCUCAAAGAUUGCAAACCCCCAAAAAAAACUUUACUCUCUCUUUCUUCAUUUGACUUCAAUCUAAUUUCGUCUCCGCUCCUUAUCGUUUUCUUGUUCUUGAUGUUGAAAGAUAUCACAAAGAAAACACUAAACAACCCAAGAUUCUAAAUCCUAUAUCGGAUUUUGAUAUUUUCUAGAGAAAAGGUUAGUUUUUUUGUAACUAAUUUUUAGCAAAAGUGGAUCCUAGAAUGUAUGGGAACUGGCCCUCCAAUGAAUCUGAGGAAAAAGAGGGAGAUGAGAACUUAUUCCCGGCUUUCUCGGCCCGAUCUCAACACGACAUGCGUGUUAUGGUCUCGGCCUUGACUCAAGUAAUCGGAAACCAACAAAGCAAUCCUCAUGAUAACAUUAUUGAUAACCAUCCUUAUGUGUAUAAUCCACAAGACGACCCUAAUCAACAAGUGGCUCCUACUCAUCAAGUUGAAGGAAACUUGAGGAGAAGGCAUUAUAGAGGGGUAAGGCAAAGGCCAUGGGGAAAGUGGGCAGCCGAAAUUAGAGAUCCACAAAAGGCGGCACGCGUGUGGCUCGGGACAUUUGAAACCGCUGAGUCGGCAGCUUUAGCAUAUGAUGAAGCAGCUCUAAAGUUCAAAGGAAGCAAAGCCAAACUCAAUUUCCCGGAGAGGGUUCAACUAGGAAGUAACUCUACUUAUUACUCCUCAAAUCAAGUUCCACAAAUCCAACCGCAAAAUAAUAUACCAUACAACCAAUAUUAUCAAGAUGGGAGUAGUAACGAUAUGCUAAGUUUCAAUUUGGGAGGGGGAUAUGGUACCACUAGCGGUAGCGGAUAUUCAAUGUCAUAUGAUCAUAGUACUACUACUGCAGCUACAACUACUUCUUCGUCUUCUGGUGGCUCUUCUAGGCAACAAGAAGAGCAAGAUUAUGCCAGGUUUUGGCACUUCGGGGAUUCUUCUUCCUCUUCUCGUUCAGGUUUUUGAGAAAUUCAUUAAGAGAUUUGAAUUACUUGUGAUUAAGUCUCAUAAAAGUUUAGGUGAUGAUAUGUUUCUGAUUUUGAGUGUUAAUUUUUGUCCUCCCUUUUAAGAUUUCUUGAACGUAUAAGUCUAUUUUCUUGAUUUAAUCAGCUGCAACAUUUUUGGUCAUAAGUGACAAGAUAAUCUCACCGCGAGAUAAAAUGCUUAUUACAUAAGACGUAAUUCUUGUUUUAACUUGGGUGUGCAAUAGUAUUAUAUGUUCCGUUAA